Rotaria sp. Silwood1 is the source of this 468-nucleotide messenger RNA. The record is from the annotation of a GenBank genome assembly. Lineage: Eukaryota; Metazoa; Rotifera; Eurotatoria; Philodinida; Philodinidae.
AUGGAUUUAAAAGAAAUAUUCACAGUUUAUAUAAAAAUUCGUAGUCAACUAGGAGAUUGUAUAAUGCGAACAUCAUAUGUUGGAAUGGAAUGUAAUGAAUUCACUACUUGUGAUUUGAAUGAACAAUCAUUACGAAUAUCAUAUGAAAGUCGAAUCGAAUCGACUUCUAUAACAACAACAGCAUCAACUUCUCUUAUUCCUCUGACUGAAUCAUCCCGUUUAUAUCAUAAUAAUACUAAAUGUCAUCAUACACUGUCAUGUAUUCUUAUAUUAGUCGUUGUCUUUAUUGUUAUUCUUGUAUUAAUUAUAUUUUGCGUGAAACAAAUACGAUCAAAAGCAAAUAGUAAAAAUCGACCAUUUUUUUGUUCAAUAAAUUCUUUUACAUCGUUAUCAUCAUCCAUAAAAUAUGAUGAAGCACCAAUAUUAACAUUAGUUGAUAUGCAAAAACAACAAACAUUAUUAACAUGA